UGUCCGAGUGCUUUGACUAUGUAUCUCCUCGGGAUAUCUAUGAGGACUGUGUCUAUGACUCAUGUGCCCUCGGUCCUGACUUUGAUAUAUGUGACUACAUCCAGGAAUAUGCCUUGAUCUGUAUGGAUGAAGGCAUCGAUCUGGGAGAUUGGAGAUCGGAGGUUCCAGAGUGUGCUAUAACUUGCACUGGAGGUAAAGUGUACCAGACCGGAGCCAGCGCAUGUCAACCGACCUGUGGGUUCCAGCCCUCUGGCCCCUGCACCCGCCCCUCAUACGACAGGUGCGUCUGUCCAGACGGCCUGGUAGAGGAUGGAGACCGGUGUGUUGACCCUAACGAGUGCGGGUGUGAUUUCUUCUACGGAGGAGAGAACAUCCACAUGGAGUCUCGCUCUGAAUGGAUCAGUGAUACCUGCGACCGCCGUUGUACCUGUACCGGAAUCACCCUGACCUGUUCUGACAUAGAGUGCGGAGAGUAUGAAGAAUGCAUCAUCAAGGGCGGGGUCAGGGACUGCUACUGCUUUGACAGAUUCACCCGCAACGAGGACGAUAUAUGUGUCAGAGCUCCCGGGGAAUGCACCGUUUGGGGUGACCCUCACUACACCACCUUCGACAACGGUAGGCACGACUUCCAAGGAGAUUGUGAGUACACCCUGGUUAGACCGUGCACCGAUCGUACUGAUUUGGUCGACUUUCACCUCUGGGGUGAUAACAAGAAGAUCCAACCUUCACAGUCGGUGUCGUACCUGAGGGAGAUUGUGCUUGAGGUGAACGGCACCAGCAUUGCAAUCAAGCAGAACCGUGAGAUCCUGGUAAACGGGGCCAGGAGGAUGGCUCCCAUUAGGAUGAACAAUGGCAUCAUGAUACGUACUGAAAGUGCCUACUCGAUCAUUGAGACUGAUUUUGGGUUGGAAGUGAGAUAUGACGGUGGAAGCACUGCCCAUAUUAAGAUUUCAUAUGACUACUGGAACGCUACAUGUGGCCUGUGUGGUACCUUUGACGAUGACAGGACCAAUGAAUUCAGGUUACCAGAUGGUAGUGUGACAACAUCUGAAAAUGUAUUUGGUAAUAGUUGGGUGUUAGAUGUCUAUGAGUGUGACCCCGAUUUAGAGAGACCAGUCGACAGGUGUAAGGAGGAUUCUGCUAUCAAAGAUCUGGUGGAAGAUAUCUGCUAUAUCUUUAUCAAUCCAGAAGGACCCCUUGGUGACUGUCUUGACUUUGUGAAGGAGGAUGAUUACUACGAUGCCUGUAUCUUUGAUCUCUGCUACACCGAUCCUGGUAACGACAUCAUCUGCGGGGCCUUGCAGGAGUACGUUCAGCAAUGCAGGGAAGCCAACGGCAUCAUCGGAAACUGGAGAGAGAGUGUGCUACAGUGUCCAUUUGAGUGUCCCACCGGCAAGACCUACCAGCCCUGUGGAAGUGCCUGCCAGCCAAGCUGCACCUUACCCGAGGCAGACCUGAACUGCACCCUUCCCUGCCAAGAGACCUGUAGCUGUCCAGAGGGACAGCUAGACGAUGGAGGGCGAUGCGUGGAACCUGAGAAUUGCGGAUGCACCCUUCCUGAUGGCAGUUACAUAUCGGCUGGUAUGAUGUGGAUCAGCGAUGAUUGCUCUGAGUCUUGUAGCUGUUCAGGAGGAGUGACGGAGUGUUUGCCGUAUGGAUGCAAGGAAUAUCAGGAAUGUCGGAUCAAAGGCAACAUCCGAGACUGCUACUGCAGAGACAGAUUCACCUACGAUGGUGAACAGUGCAUCAGAGAGGAUGGAACUUGCACCAUCUGGGGAGAUCCCCAUUACACCACCUUUGACAACGUGAAGUAUGAUUUCCAAGGGGAUUGUGACUACACCUUAGUCAGGCCGUGCUCCAUCCGACCCGGCAUGGUGGAUUUCCACAUCUGGGGAGGCAACGAAAAGAACCGCCCAUCCAGCACAGUGACCCUCAUGAGACGUAUCAGUCUGGAGGUCAAUGGAACAGUCUAUACGGUAUCCAAGGACAAUGGCAUCUAUCUGAACGGAGAGCUCAGGAACUCGCCCGUUAUUGACCCCAAUGGGGUAGUUAUUAGAUCAGGAGUCAAAUAUACUAUUAUUGAGACUUACUUUGGGGUGACCAUUCGAUAUGAUCGCAGUGACACCGCCCAUAUACAGAUGCCCUUUGAAUACUGGAAUGCAACAUGUGGUCUUUGUGGAACGUUUGAUGAUGACAAAGCCAAUGACUUCAAGCUUCCUGAUGGCAGUAUAACCCCAUACGUAAAUGUCUUCGGAAAUGGCUGGAUACAGAAUGCUGAUGAAUGUGACCCGACUAUCACAGAUCCUAUUGAUAAUUGCGAGGAUGAUGAAGAUCUUUAUCAGGAAAUCAGGGAUAUCUGCUACAUUUUCAUUGAUCCAGAUGGUCCUCUAGGAAACUGUUUUGACUAUGUUGAUUCUAAGGAUUACUACGAAGCCUGUCUCUAUGAUCUGUGCCACACUGAUCCUGGUAGUGACGUCAUCUGUCCUGCCAUCCAGGAGUAUGCCCAACAGUGCAGGGAAGCUAACGGCCUUGUCGGACUCUGGAGAGCUGCUCUUCCACGUUGUGCAUUUGAGUGCCCAAUAGAUAGGAUCUAUGAGCUUUGUGGGAGUGCCUGUCAUCCAAGCUGCGCGGAACCGGAUGCUAAUAUCAACUGCACUUUACCAUGCCAAGAGACCUGUACCUGCCGUGAUGGCAAGCUGGAUGAUCGUGGGCGAUGCGUUGAGCCAUCAGAGUGUGGAUGCCUAGUCCCGGGUGGGAUCUAUAUCUCGGCUACUGAUACCUGGACAAGCCGCGACUGCAGUGAGCGAUGCACCUGCUUCAACGGACAGGCUCAGUGUGAGCCGUUUGGAUGUACCGACAAUCAAGAAUGCGCACUGAGGAACGGUGUGCAGGAUUGUUACUGCUUAGAUGGGUUUCUUUCACUUGGAGACGUUUGUGUCAGGGCCCCUGGCCACUGUCAGAUCUGGGGCGAUCCUCACUAUGUUACCUUCGAUAAGAAGAAAUACAACUUCCAGGGUUCCUGCGACUACACUUUGGUCAGAGAUUGCGGAAACUCCAGUGACUACCACCUGUGGUCCAACAAUAAACGACGGCGCCCAUCCAGCCGUGUUUCUUUCCUGACGGAAGUGAUACUUGAUCUGAGGGGUUCCCGAUAUGCUUUGAUGGAGGGCUUCCAUGUCAGAGUAAAUGGCAUAGAUGUGUCUGACUACCUUCCAUACAUUGAUGACCAUGUCUUGAUCUACAUGGAUGUGACAUCAAUGAAUCUGGUAACAGAUUUCUUAUGGGUGAGUUAUGAUGGACAAGACAGCGCUGAUGUGUACCUCAGCUACUAUGCAGGAAGAACGUGUGGCCUUUGCGGAUCUUAUGAUAGUGACAAAAAGAAUGAUUUAAUGCUUCCUUCAGAGGAGUUGGCAAGAUCAGCAACAGAGUUUGGAAACAGUUGGGUUGUUAAUCCUGACCAGUGUGAAGAUGUGGAUCCAGGUCCAACUGACCCUUGUGAAAAUGGAGUGACCAGUCGGGAGGAUGCAAUAGAUCUUUGUUACUACCUUAAAGAUCCUCUUGGACCCUUUGCUUCCUGCCAUAGUUAUGUAGAUCCCGAAGACCACCAUGGCUCAUGUCUUUAUGAUGUAUGUGAGAUGGGUGAGGAAGCCCUGUGUACCAGUCUUGAACGAUACGCCCAGGCAUGCAAGAGCGCGGGAGGGAACCCUGGUACCUGGAGAGCACAUGUGCCAGAAUGCCCGCUAAACUGUCCUUCGAACACUGUGUAUGAUCCCUGCUUCAGUGGCUGUCCAGCAACAUGUUCCUCUGCUUCCAGCUCAUUGUCCUGCAAUGCCACCUGCCAGGAGACAUGCCGGUGUGAGGAUGGACUGGUGCUUGAUGGCGGGAAGUGCGUUGAUCCAUCGCAGUGUGGUUGCACUCUGGACAACGGUGUUUAUAUUCCGUCUGGGGGAGCAUGGACCGACUCGGACUGCACACAACACUGCACCUGUGAAGCUGGGCGUUCCCAGUGUGAUGCUUUUGAGUGCGGAGAGAACGAGGAAUGUGAUAUCAAGAACGGAGUUCCAAGCUGUUACUGCAAAGACGGCUACACCUCCCUUGGAGAUGCCUGCUUUAGAGCUCCUGGGUAUUGUCAGAUCUGGGGUGAUCCUCAUUAUGUUACCUUCGAUAAGAAGAAGUACAACUUCCAGGGUGCCUGCGACUACACUUUGGUCAGAGAUUGCGGAAACUCCAGUGACUACCACCUGUGGUCCAACAAUGAACGACGGCGCCCAUCCGACCGUGUUUCUUUCCUGAGGGAAGUGAUACUUGAUCUGAGGGGUUCCCGAUACUCUUUGAUGAAGGGCUUCCACGUCAGAGUAAAUGGCGUAGAUGUGUCUGACUAUCUUCCCUACAUUGAUGACCAGGCCUUGAUCUACCGGGAUGUGACAUCAGUGAAUCUGGUAACGGAUUUCUUGUGGGUGAGCUACGACGGACAAGACAGCGCCGAUGUGUACCUGAGCUACUAUGCAGGAAGAACCUGUGGCCUUUGUGGAUCUUUUGAUGGGGAGAAGAAGAAUGAUUUGCUGCUUCCUUCCGGGGAUUUGGCAAGAUCUGCCACUGAGUUUGGAAACAGUUGGGUGGUUAAUCCUGACCAGUGCGAAGAUGUGGAUCCAGGUCCAACCGAUCCUUGCGAGGAGGGAGAGAACGGACUGACAGCAUCUAGUGAUCUCUGCUAUUACUUGAAGGAUCCUACAGGACCAUUUGAAUCUUGUAUUGAGAUUUUGAGCCCUGACGACUACUACGACUCCUGCGUCUAUGACGUUUGCUUAACCGGUGAUGAUGCUCUGUGUGCCAGUCUCGCCCAGUAUGCCCGUGCCUGCAAGAUGGAGGGAGGGAAUCCUGGCAGAUGGAGACUGGGUGUGGAUGAAUGCCAGCUGAACUGUCCUUCGAACACUGUGUACGAUCCAUGCUUCAGUGGCUGUCCAGCAACAUGUUCCUCUGCUUCCAGCUCAUUGUCCUGCAAUGCCACCUGCCAGGAGACAUGCCGGUGUGAGGAUGGACUGGUGCUCGAUGGCGGGAAGUGCGUUGAUCCAUCGCAGUGUGGUUGCACUCUGGACAACGGUGUUUAUAUUCCGUCUGGGGGAGCAUGGACCGACUCGGACUGCACACAACACUGCACCUGUGAAGCUGGGCGUUCCCAGUGUGAUGCUUUUGAGUGCGGAGAGAACGAGGAAUGUGAUAUCAAGAACGGAGUUCCAAGCUGUUACUGCAAAGACGGCUACACCUCCCUUGGAGAUGCCUGCUUUAGAGCUCCUGGGUAUUGUCAGAUCUGGGGUGAUCCUCAUUAUGUUACCUUCGAUAAGAAGAAGUACAACUUCCAGGGUGCCUGCGACUACACUUUGGUCAGAGAUUGCGGAAACUCCAGUGACUACCACCUGUGGUCCAACAAUGAACGACGGCGCCCAUCCGACCGUGUUUCUUUCCUGAGGGAAGUGAUACUUGAUCUGAGGGGUUCCCGAUACUCUUUGAUGAAGGGCUUCCACGUCAGAGUAAAUGGCGUAGAUGUGUCUGACUACCUUCCCUACAUUGAUGACCAGGCCUUGAUCUACCGGGAUGUGACAUCAGUGAAUCUGGUAACGGAUUUCUUGUGGGUGAGCUACGACGGACAAGACAGCGCCGAUGUGUACCUGAGCUACUAUGCAGGAAGAACCUGUGGCCUUUGUGGAUCUUUUGAUGGGGAGAAGAAGAAUGAUUUGCUGCUUCCUUCCGGGGAUUUGGCAAGAUCUGCCACUGAGUUUGGAAACAGUUGGGUGGUUAAUCCUGACCAGUGCGAAGAUGUGGAUCCAGGUCCAACCGAUCCUUGCGAGGAGGGAGAGAACGGACUGACAGCAUCUAGUGAUCUCUGCUAUUACUUGAAGGAUCCUACAGGACCAUUUGAAUCUUGUAUUGAGAUUUUGAGCCCUGACGACUACUACGACUCCUGCGUCUAUGACGUUUGCUUAACCGGUGAUGAUGCUCUGUGUGCCAGUCUCGCCCAGUAUGCCCGUGCCUGCAAGAUGGAGGGAGGGAAUCCUGGCAGAUGGAGACUGGGUGUGGAUGAAUGCCAGCUGAACUGUCCUUCGAACACUGUGUACGAUCCAUGCUUCAGUGGCUGUCCAGCAACAUGUUCCUCUGCUUCCAGCUCAUUGUCCUGCAAUGCCACCUGCCAGGAGACAUGCCGGUGUGAGGAUGGACUGGUGCUCGAUGGCGGGAAGUGCGUUGAUCCAUCGCAGUGUGGUUGCACUCUGGACAACGGUGUUUAUAUUCCGUCUGGGGGAGCAUGGACCGACUCGGACUGCACACAACACUGCACCUGUGAAGCUGGGCGUUCCCAGUGUGAUGCUUUUGAGUGCGGAGAGAACGAGGAAUGUGAUAUCAAGAACGGAGUUCCAAGCUGUUACUGCAAAGACGGCUACACCUCCCUUGGAGAUGCCUGCUUUAGAGCUCCUGGGUAUUGUCAGAUCUGGGGUGAUCCUCAUUAUGUUACCUUCGAUAAGAAGAAGUACAACUUCCAGGGUGCCUGCGACUACACUUUGGUCAGAGAUUGCGGAAACUCCAGUGACUACCACCUGUGGUCCAACAAUGAACGACGGCGCCCAUCCGACCGUGUUUCUUUCCUGAGGGAAGUGAUACUUGAUCUGAGGGGUUCCCGAUACUCUUUGAUGAAGGGCUUCCACGUCAGAGUAAAUGGCGUAGAUGUGUCUGACUACCUUCCCUACAUUGAUGACCAGGCCUUGAUCUACCGGGAUGUGACAUCAGUGAAUCUGGUAACGGAUUUCUUGUGGGUGAGCUACGACGGACAAGACAGCGCCGAUGUGUACCUGAGCUACUAUGCAGGAAGAACCUGUGGCCUUUGUGGAUCUUUUGAUGGGGAGAAGAAGAAUGAUUUGCUGCUUCCUUCCGGGGAUUUGGCAAGAUCUGCCACUGAGUUUGGAAACAGUUGGGUGGUUAAUCCUGACCAGUGCGAAGAUGUGGAUCCAGGUCCAACCGAUCCUUGCGAGGAGGGAGAGAACGGACUGACAGCAUCUAGUGAUCUCUGCUAUUACUUGAAGGAUCCUACAGGACCAUUUGAAUCUUGUAUUGAGAUUUUGAGCCCUGACGACUACUACGACUCCUGCGUCUAUGACGUUUGCUUAACCGGUGAUGAUGCUCUGUGUGCCAGUCUCGCCCAGUAUGCCCGUGCCUGCAAGAUGGAGGGAGGGAAUCCUGGCAGAUGGAGACUGGGUGUGGAUGAAUGCCAGCUGAACUGUCCUUCGAACACUGUGUACGAUCCAUGCUUCAGUGGCUGUCCAGCAACAUGUUCCUCUGCUUCCAGCUCAUUGUCCUGCAAUGCCACCUGCCAGGAGACAUGCCGGUGUGAGGAUGGACUGGUGCUCGAUGGCGGGAAGUGCGUUGAUCCAUCGCAGUGUGGUUGCACUCUGGACAACGGUGUUUAUAUUCCGUCUGGGGGAGCAUGGACCGACUCGGACUGCACACAACACUGCACCUGUGAAGCUGGGCGUUCCCAGUGUGAUGCUUUUGAGUGCGGAGAGAACGAGGAAUGUGAUAUCAAGAACGGAGUUCCAAGCUGUUACUGCAAAGACGGCUACACCUCCCUUGGAGAUGCCUGCUUUAGAGCUCCUGGGUAUUGUCAGAUCUGGGGUGAUCCUCAUUAUGUUACCUUCGAUAAGAAGAAGUACAACUUCCAGGGUGCCUGCGACUACACUUUGGUCAGAGAUUGCGGAAACUCCAGUGACUACCACCUGUGGUCCAACAAUGAACGACGGCGCCCAUCCGACCGUGUUUCUUUCCUGAGGGAAGUGAUACUUGAUCUGAGGGGUUCCCGAUACUCUUUGAUGAAGGGCUUCCACGUCAGAGUAAAUGGCGUAGAUGUGUCUGACUACCUUCCCUACAUUGAUGACCAGGCCUUGAUCUACCGGGAUGUGACAUCAGUGAAUCUGGUAACGGAUUUCUUGUGGGUGAGCUACGACGGACAAGACAGCGCCGAUGUGUACCUGAGCUACUAUGCAGGAAGAACCUGUGGCCUUUGUGGAUCUUUUGAUGGGGAGAAGAAGAAUGAUUUGCUGCUUCCUUCCGGGGAUUUGGCAAGAUCUGCCACUGAGUUUGGAAACAGUUGGGUGGUUAAUCCUGACCAGUGCGAAGAUGUGGAUCCAGGUCCAACCGAUCCUUGCGAGGAGGGAGAGAACGGACUGACAGCAUCUAGUGAUCUCUGCUAUUACUUGAAGGAUCCUACAGGACCAUUUGAAUCUUGUAUUGAGAUUUUGAGCCCUGACGACUACUACGACUCCUGCGUCUAUGACGUUUGCUUAACCGGUGAUGAUGCUCUGUGUGCCAGUCUCGCCCAGUAUGCCCGUGCCUGCAAGAUGGAGGGAGGGAAUCCUGGCAGAUGGAGACUGGGUGUGGAUGAAUGCCAGCUGAACUGUCCUUCGAACACUGUGUACGAUCCAUGCUUCAGUGGCUGUCCAGCAACAUGUUCCUCUGCUUCCAGCUCAUUGUCCUGCAAUGCCACCUGCCAGGAGACAUGCCGGUGUGAGGAUGGACUGGUGCUCGAUGGCGGGAAGUGCGUUGAUCCAUCGCAGUGUGGUUGCACUCUGGACAACGGUGUUUAUAUUCCGUCUGGGGGAGCAUGGACCGACUCGGACUGCACACAACACUGCACCUGUGAAGCUGGGCGUUCCCAGUGUGAUGCUUUUGAGUGCGGAGAGAACGAGGAAUGUGAUAUCAAGAACGGAGUUCCAAGCUGUUACUGCAAAGACGGCUACACCUCCCUUGGAGAUGCCUGCUUUAGAGCUCCUGGGUAUUGUCAGAUCUGGGGUGAUCCUCAUUAUGUUACCUUCGAUAAGAAGAAGUACAACUUCCAGGGUGCCUGCGACUACACUUUGGUCAGAGAUUGCGGAAACUCCAGUGACUACCACCUGUGGUCCAACAAUGAACGACGGCGCCCAUCCGACCGUGUUUCUUUCCUGAGGGAAGUGAUACUUGAUCUGAGGGGUUCCCGAUACUCUUUGAUGAAGGGCUUCCACGUCAGAGUAAAUGGCGUAGAUGUGUCUGACUACCUUCCCUACAUUGAUGACCAGGCCUUGAUCUACCGGGAUGUGACAUCAGUGAAUCUGGUAACGGAUUUCUUGUGGGUGAGCUACGACGGACAAGACAGCGCCGAUGUGUACCUGAGCUACUAUGCAGGAAGAACCUGUGGCCUUUGUGGAUCUUUUGAUGGGGAGAAGAAGAAUGAUUUGCUGCUUCCUUCCGGGGAUUUGGCAAGAUCUGCCACUGAGUUUGGAAACAGUUGGGUGGUUAAUCCUGACCAGUGCGAAGAUGUGGAUCCAGGUCCAACCGAUCCUUGCGAGGAGGGAGAGAACGGACUGACAGCAUCUAGUGAUCUCUGCUAUUACUUGAAGGAUCCUACAGGACCAUUUGAAUCUUGUAUUGAGAUUUUGAGCCCUGACGACUACUACGACUCCUGCGUCUAUGACGUUUGCUUAACCGGUGAUGAUGCUCUGUGUGCCAGUCUCGCCCAGUAUGCCCGUGCCUGCAAGAUGGAGGGAGGGAAUCCUGGCAGAUGGAGACUGGGUGUGGAUGAAUGCCAGCUGAACUGUCCUUCGAACACUGUGUACGAUCCAUGCUUCAGUGGCUGUCCAGCAACAUGUUCCUCUGCUUCCAGCUCAUUGUCCUGCAAUGCCACCUGCCAGGAGACAUGCCGGUGUGAGGAUGGACUGGUGCUCGAUGGCGGGAAGUGCGUUGAUCCAUCGCAGUGUGGUUGCACUCUGGACAACGGUGUUUAUAUUCCGUCUGGGGGAGCAUGGACCGACUCGGACUGCACACAACACUGCACCUGUGAAGCUGGGCGUUCCCAGUGUGAUGCUUUUGAGUGCGGAGAGAACGAGGAAUGUGAUAUCAAGAACGGAGUUCCAAGCUGUUACUGCAAAGACGGCUACACCUCCCUUGGAGAUGCCUGCUUUAGAGCUCCUGGGUAUUGUCAGAUCUGGGGUGAUCCUCAUUAUGUUACCUUCGAUAAGAAGAAGUACAACUUCCAGGGUGCCUGCGACUACACUUUGGUCAGAGAUUGCGGAAACUCCAGUGACUACCACCUGUGGUCCAACAAUGAACGACGGCGCCCAUCCGACCGUGUUUCUUUCCUGAGGGAAGUGAUACUUGAUCUGAGGGGUUCCCGAUACUCUUUGAUGAAGGGCUUCCACGUCAGAGUAAAUGGCGUAGAUGUGUCUGACUACCUUCCCUACAUUGAUGACCAGGCCUUGAUCUACCGGGAUGUGACAUCAGUGAAUCUGGUAACGGAUUUCUUGUGGGUGAGCUACGACGGACAAGACAGCGCCGAUGUGUACCUGAGCUACUAUGCAGGAAGAACCUGUGGCCUUUGUGGAUCUUUUGAUGGGGAGAAGAAGAAUGAUUUGCUGCUUCCUUCCGGGGAUUUGGCAAGAUCUGCCACUGAGUUUGGAAACAGUUGGGUGGUUAAUCCUGACCAGUGCGAAGAUGUGGAUCCAGGUCCAACCGAUCCUUGCGAGGAGGGAGAGAACGGACUGACAGCAUCUAGUGAUCUCUGCUAUUACUUGAAGGAUCCUACAGGACCAUUUGAAUCUUGUAUUGAGAUUUUGAGCCCUGACGACUACUACGACUCCUGCGUCUAUGACGUUUGCUUAACCGGUGAUGAUGCUCUGUGUGCCAGUCUCGCCCAGUAUGCCCGUGCCUGCAAGAUGGAGGGAGGGAAUCCUGGCAGAUGGAGACUGGGUGUGGAUGAAUGCCAGCUGAACUGUCCUUCGAACACUGUGUACGAUCCAUGCUUCAGUGGCUGUCCAGCAACAUGUUCCUCUGCUUCCAGCUCAUUGUCCUGCAAUGCCACCUGCCAGGAGACAUGCCGGUGUGAGGAUGGACUGGUGCUCGAUGGCGGGAAGUGCGUUGAUCCAUCGCAGUGUGGUUGCACUCUGGACAACGGUGUUUAUAUUCCGUCUGGGGGAGCAUGGACCGACUCGGACUGCACACAACACUGCACCUGUGAAGCUGGGCGUUCCCAGUGUGAUGCUUUUGAGUGCGGAGAGAACGAGGAAUGUGAUAUCAAGAACGGAGUUCCAAGCUGUUACUGCAAAGACGGCUACACCUCCCUUGGAGAUGCCUGCUUUAGAGCUCCUGGGUAUUGUCAGAUCUGGGGUGAUCCUCAUUAUGUUACCUUCGAUAAGAAGAAGUACAACUUCCAGGGUGCCUGCGACUACACUUUGGUCAGAGAUUGCGGAAACUCCAGUGACUACCACCUGUGGUCCAACAAUGAACGACGGCGCCCAUCCGACCGUGUUUCUUUCCUGAGGGAAGUGAUACUUGAUCUGAGGGGUUCCCGAUACUCUUUGAUGAAGGGCUUCCACGUCAGAGUAAAUGGCGUAGAUGUGUCUGACUACCUUCCCUACAUUGAUGACCAGGCCUUGAUCUACCGGGAUGUGACAUCAGUGAAUCUGGUAACGGAUUUCUUGUGGGUGAGCUACGACGGACAAGACAGCGCCGAUGUGUACCUGAGCUACUAUGCAGGAAGAACCUGUGGCCUUUGUGGAUCUUUUGAUGGGGAGAAGAAGAAUGAUUUGCUGCUUCCUUCCGGGGAUUUGGCAAGAUCUGCCACUGAGUUUGGAAACAGUUGGGUGGUUAAUCCUGACCAGUGCGAAGAUGUGGAUCCAGGUCCAACCGAUCCUUGCGAGGAGGGAGAGAACGGACUGACAGCAUCUAGUGAUCUCUGCUAUUACUUGAAGGAUCCUACAGGACCAUUUGAAUCUUGUAUUGAGAUUUUGAGCCCUGACGACUACUACGACUCCUGCGUCUAUGACGUUUGCUUAACCGGUGAUGAUGCUCUGUGUGCCAGUCUCGCCCAGUAUGCCCGUGCCUGCAAGAUGGAGGGAGGGAAUCCUGGCAGAUGGAGACUGGGUGUGGAUGAAUGCCAGCUGAACUGUCCUUCGAACACUGUGUACGAUCCAUGCUUCAGUGGCUGUCCAGCAACAUGUUCCUCUGCUUCCAGCUCAUUGUCCUGCAAUGCCACCUGCCAGGAGACAUGCCGGUGUGAGGAUGGACUGGUGCUCGAUGGCGGGAAGUGCGUUGAUCCAUCGCAGUGUGGUUGCACUCUGGACAACGGUGUUUAUAUUCCGUCUGGGGGAGCAUGGACCGACUCGGACUGCACACAACACUGCACCUGUGAAGCUGGGCGUUCCCAGUGUGAUGCUUUUGAGUGCGGAGAGAACGAGGAAUGUGAUAUCAAGAACGGAGUUCCAAGCUGUUACUGCAAAGACGGCUACACCUCCCUUGGAGAUGCCUGCUUUAGAGCUCCUGGGUAUUGUCAGAUCUGGGGUGAUCCUCAUUAUGUUACCUUCGAUAAGAAGAAGUACAACUUCCAGGGUGCCUGCGACUACACUUUGGUCAGAGAUUGCGGAAACUCCAGUGACUACCACCUGUGGUCCAACAAUGAACGACGGCGCCCAUCCGACCGUGUUUCUUUCCUGAGGGAAGUGAUACUUGAUCUGAGGGGUUCCCGAUACUCUUUGAUGAAGGGCUUCCACGUCAGAGUAAAUGGCGUAGAUGUGUCUGACUACCUUCCCUACAUUGAUGACCAGGCCUUGAUCUACCGGGAUGUGACAUCAGUGAAUCUGGUAACGGAUUUCUUGUGGGUGAGCUACGACGGACAAGACAGCGCCGAUGUGUACCUGAGCUACUAUGCAGGAAGAACCUGUGGCCUUUGUGGAUCUUUUGAUGGGGAGAAGAAGAAUGAUUUGCUGCUUCCUUCCGGGGAUUUGGCAAGAUCUGCCACUGAGUUUGGAAACAGUUGGGUGGUUAAUCCUGACCAGUGCGAAGAUGUGGAUCCAGGUCCAACCGAUCCUUGCGAGGAGGGAGAGAACGGACUGACAGCAUCUAGUGAUCUCUGCUAUUACUUGAAGGAUCCUACAGGACCAUUUGAAUCUUGUAUUGAGAUUUUGAGCCCUGACGACUACUACGACUCCUGCGUCUAUGACGUUUGCUUAACCGGUGAUGAUGCUCUGUGUGCCAGUCUCGCCCAGUAUGCCCGUGCCUGCAAGAUGGAGGGAGGGAAUCCUGGCAGAUGGAGACUGGGUGUGGAUGAAUGCCAGCUGAACUGUCCUUCGAACACUGUGUACGAUCCAUGCUUCAGUGGCUGUCCAGCAACAUGUUCCUCUGCUUCCAGCUCAUUGUCCUGCAAUGCCACCUGCCAGGAGACAUGCCGGUGUGAGGAUGGACUGGUGCUCGAUGGCGGGAAGUGCGUUGAUCCAUCGCAGUGUGGUUGCACUCUGGACAACGGUGUUUAUAUUCCGUCUGGGGGAGCAUGGACCGACUCGGACUGCACACAACACUGCACCUGUGAAGCUGGGCGUUCCCAGUGUGAUGCUUUUGAGUGCGGAGAGAACGAGGAAUGUGAUAUCAAGAACGGAGUUCCAAGCUGUUACUGCAAAGACGGCUACACCUCCCUUGGAGAUGCCUGCUUUAGAGCUCCUGGGUAUUGUCAGAUCUGGGGUGAUCCUCAUUAUGUUACCUUCGAUAAGAAGAAGUACAACUUCCAGGGUGCCUGCGACUACACUUUGGUCAGAGAUUGCGGAAACUCCAGUGACUACCACCUGUGGUCCAACAAUGAACGACGGCGCCCAUCCGACCGUGUUUCUUUCCUGAGGGAAGUGAUACUUGAUCUGAGGGGUUCCCGAUACUCUUUGAUGAAGGGCUUCCACGUCAGAGUAAAUGGCGUAGAUGUGUCUGACUACCUUCCCUACAUUGAUGACCAGGCCUUGAUCUACCGGGAUGUGACAUCAGUGAAUCUGGUAACGGAUUUCUUGUGGGUGAGCUACGACGGACAAGACAGCGCCGAUGUGUACCUGAGCUACUAUGCAGGAAGAACCUGUGGCCUUUGUGGAUCUUUUGAUGGGGAGAAGAAGAAUGAUUUGCUGCUUCCUUCCGGGGAUUUGGCAAGAUCUGCCACUGAGUUUGGAAACAGUUGGGUGGUUAAUCCUGACCAGUGCGAAGAUGUGGAUCCAGGUCCAACCGAUCCUUGCGAGGAGGGAGAGAACGGACUGACAGCAUCUAGUGAUCUCUGCUAUUACUUGAAGGAUCCUACAGGACCAUUUGAAUCUUGUAUUGAGAUUUUGAGCCCUGACGACUACUACGACUCCUGCGUCUAUGACGUUUGCUUAACCGGUGAUGAUGCUCUGUGUGCCAGUCUCGCCCAGUAUGCCCGUGCCUGCAAGAUGGAGGGAGGGAAUCCUGGCAGAUGGAGACUGGGUGUGGAUGAAUGCCAGCUGAACUGUCCUUCGAACACUGUGUACGAUCCAUGCUUCAGUGGCUGUCCAGCAACAUGUUCCUCUGCUUCCAGCUCAUUGUCCUGCAAUGCCACCUGCCAGGAGACAUGCCGGUGUGAGGAUGGACUGGUGCUCGAUGGCGGGAAGUGCGUUGAUCCAUCGCAGUGUGGUUGCACUCUGGACAACGGUGUUUAUAUUCCGUCUGGGGGAGCAUGGACCGACUCGGACUGCACACAACACUGCACCUGUGAAGCUGGGCGUUCCCAGUGUGAUGCUUUUGAGUGCGGAGAGAACGAGGAAUGUGAUAUCAAGAACGGAGUUCCAAGCUGUUACUGCAAAGACGGCUACACCUCCCUUGGAGAUGCCUGCUUUAGAGCUCCUGGGUAUUGUCAGAUCUGGGGUGAUCCUCAUUAUGUUACCUUCGAUAAGAAGAAGUACAACUUCCAGGGUGCCUGCGACUACACUUUGGUCAGAGAUUGCGGAAACUCCAGUGACUACCACCUGUGGUCCAACAAUGAACGACGGCGCCCAUCCGACCGUGUUUCUUUCCUGAGGGAAGUGAUACUUGAUCUGAGGGGUUCCCGAUACUCUUUGAUGAAGGGCUUCCACGUCAGAGUAAAUGGCGUAGAUGUGUCUGACUACCUUCCCUACAUUGAUGACCAGGCCUUGAUCUACCGGGAUGUGACAUCAGUGAAUCUGGUAACGGAUUUCUUGUGGGUGAGCUACGACGGACAAGACAGCGCCGAUGUGUACCUGAGCUACUAUGCAGGAAGAACCUGUGGCCUUUGUGGAUCUUUUGAUGGGGAGAAGAAGAAUGAUUUGCUGCUUCCUUCCGGGGAUUUGGCAAGAUCUGCCACUGAGUUUGGAAACAGUUGGGUGGUUAAUCCUGACCAGUGCGAAGAUGUGGAUCCAGGUCCAACCGAUCCUUGCGAGGAGGGAGAGAACGGACUGACAGCAUCUAGUGAUCUCUGCUAUUACUUGAAGGAUCCUACAGGACCAUUUGAAUCUUGUAUUGAGAUUUUGAGCCCUGACGACUACUACGACUCCUGCGUCUAUGACGUUUGCUUAACCGGUGAUGAUGCUCUGUGUGCCAGUCUCGCCCAGUAUGCCCGUGCCUGCAAGAUGGAGGGAGGGAAUCCUGGCAGAUGGAGACUGGGUGUGGAUGAAUGCCAGCUGAACUGUCCUUCGAACACUGUGUACGAUCCAUGCUUCAGUGGCUGUCCAGCAACAUGUUCCUCUGCUUCCAGCUCAUUGUCCUGCAAUGCCACCUGCCAGGAGACAUGCCGGUGUGAGGAUGGACUGGUGCUCGAUGGCGGGAAGUGCGUUGAUCCAUCGCAGUGUGGUUGCACUCUGGACAACGGUGUUUAUAUUCCGUCUGGGGGAGCAUGGACCGACUCGGACUGCACACAACACUGCACCUGUGAAGCUGGGCGUUCCCAGUGUGAUGCUUUUGAGUGCGGAGAGAACGAGGAAUGUGAUAUCAAGAACGGAGUUCCAAGCUGUUACUGCAAAGACGGCUACACCUCCCUUGGAGAUGCCUGCUUUAGAGCUCCUGGGUAUUGUCAGAUCUGGGGUGAUCCUCAUUAUGUUACCUUCGAUAAGAAGAAGUACAACUUCCAGGGUGCCUGCGACUACACUUUGGUCAGAGAUUGCGGAAACUCCAGUGACUACCACCUGUGGUCCAACAAUGAACGACGGCGCCCAUCCGACCGUGUUUCUUUCCUGAGGGAAGUGAUACUUGAUCUGAGGGGUUCCCGAUACUCUUUGAUGAAGGGCUUCCACGUCAGAGUAAAUGGCGUAGAUGUGUCUGACUACCUUCCCUACAUUGAUGACCAGGCCUUGAUCUACCGGGAUGUGACAUCAGUGAAUCUGGUAACGGAUUUCUUGUGGGUGAGCUACGACGGACAAGACAGCGCCGAUGUGUACCUGAGCUACUAUGCAGGAAGAACCUGUGGCCUUUGUGGAUCUUUUGAUGGGGAGAAGAAGAAUGAUUUGCUGCUUCCUUCCGGGGAUUUGGCAAGAUCUGCCACUGAGUUUGGAAACAGUUGGGUGGUUAAUCCUGACCAGUGCGAAGAUGUGGAUCCAGGUCCAACCGAUCCUUGCGAGGAGGGAGAGAACGGACUGACAGCAUCUAGUGAUCUCUGCUAUUACUUGAAGGAUCCUACAGGACCAUUUGAAUCUUGUAUUGAGAUUUUGAGCCCUGACGACUACUACGACUCCUGCGUCUAUGACGUUUGCUUAACCGGUGAUGAUGCUCUGUGUGCCAGUCUCGCCCAGUAUGCCCGUGCCUGCAAGAUGGAGGGAGGGAAUCCUGGCAGAUGGAGACUGGGUGUGGAUGAAUGCCAGCUGAACUGUCCUUCGAACACUGUGUACGAUCCAUGCUUCAGUGGCUGUCCAGCAACAUGUUCCUCUGCUUCCAGCUCAUUGUCCUGCAAUGCCACCUGCCAGGAGACAUGCCGGUGUGAGGAUGGACUGGUGCUCGAUGGCGGGAAGUGCGUUGAUCCAUCGCAGUGUGGUUGCACUCUGGACAACGGUGUUUAUAUUCCGUCUGGGGGAGCAUGGACCGACUCGGACUGCACACAACACUGCACCUGUGAAGCUGGGCGUUCCCAGUGUGAUGCUUUUGAGUGCGGAGAGAACGAGGAAUGUGAUAUCAAGAACGGAGUUCCAAGCUGUUACUGCAAAGACGGCUACACCUCCCUUGGAGAUGCCUGCUUUAGAGCUCCUGGGUAUUGUCAGAUCUGGGGUGAUCCUCAUUAUGUUACCUUCGAUAAGAAGAAGUACAACUUCCAGGGUGCCUGCGACUACACUUUGGUCAGAGAUUGCGGAAACUCCAGUGACUACCACCUGUGGUCCAACAAUGAACGACGGCGCCCAUCCGACCGUGUUUCUUUCCUGAGGGAAGUGAUACUUGAUCUGAGGGGUUCCCGAUACUCUUUGAUGAAGGGCUUCCACGUCAGAGUAAAUGGCGUAGAUGUGUCUGACUACCUUCCCUACAUUGAUGACCAGGCCUUGAUCUACCGGGAUGUGACAUCAGUGAAUCUGGUAACGGAUUUCUUGUGGGUGAGCUACGACGGACAAGACAGCGCCGAUGUGUACCUGAGCUACUAUGCAGGAAGAACCUGUGGCCUUUGUGGAUCUUUUGAUGGGGAGAAGAAGAAUGAUUUGCUGCUUCCUUCCGGGGAUUUGGCAAGAUCUGCCACUGAGUUUGGAAACAGUUGGGUGGUUAAUCCUGACCAGUGCGAAGAUGUGGAUCCAGGUCCAACCGAUCCUUGCGAGGAGGGAGAGAACGGACUGACAGCAUCUAGUGAUCUCUGCUAUUACUUGAAGGAUCCUACAGGACCAUUUGAAUCUUGUAUUGAGAUUUUGAGCCCUGACGACUACUACGACUCCUGCGUCUAUGACGUUUGCUUAACCGGUGAUGAUGCUCUGUGUGCCAGUCUCGCCCAGUAUGCCCGUGCCUGCAAGAUGGAGGGAGGGAAUCCUGGCAGAUGGAGACUGGGUGUGGAUGAAUGCCAGCUGAACUGUCCUUCGAACACUGUGUACGAUCCAUGCUUCAGUGGCUGUCCAGCAACAUGUUCCUCUGCUUCCAGCUCAUUGUCCUGCAAUGCCACCUGCCAGGAGACAUGCCGGUGUGAGGAUGGACUGGUGCUCGAUGGCGGGAAGUGCGUUGAUCCAUCGCAGUGUGGUUGCACUCUGGACAACGGUGUUUAUAUUCCGUCUGGGGGAGCAUGGACCGACUCGGACUGCACACAACACUGCACCUGUGAAGCUGGGCGUUCCCAGUGUGAUGCUUUUGAGUGCGGAGAGAACGAGGAAUGUGAUAUCAAGAACGGAGUUCCAAGCUGUUACUGCAAAGACGGCUACACCUCCCUUGGAGAUGCCUGCUUUAGAGCUCCUGGGUAUUGUCAGAUCUGGGGUGAUCCUCAUUAUGUUACCUUCGAUAAGAAGAAGUACAACUUCCAGGGUGCCUGCGACUACACUUUGGUCAGAGAUUGCGGAAACUCCAGUGACUACCACCUGUGGUCCAACAAUGAACGACGGCGCCCAUCCGACCGUGUUUCUUUCCUGAGGGAAGUGAUACUUGAUCUGAGGGGUUCCCGAUACUCUUUGAUGAAGGGCUUCCACGUCAGAGUAAAUGGCGUAGAUGUGUCUGACUACCUUCCCUACAUUGAUGACCAGGCCUUGAUCUACCGGGAUGUGACAUCAGUGAAUCUGGUAACGGAUUUCUUGUGGGUGAGCUACGACGGACAAGACAGCGCCGAUGUGUACCUGAGCUACUAUGUAGGAAGAACCUGUGGCCUUUGUGGAUCUUUUGAUGGGGAGAAGAAGAAUGAUUUGCUGCUUCCUUCCGGGGAUUUGGCAAGAUCUGCCACUGAGUUUGGAAACAGUUGGGUGGUUAAUCCUGACCAGUGCGAAGAUGUGGAUCCAGGUCCAACCGAUCCUUGCGAGGAGGGAGAGAACGGACUGACAGCAUCUAGUGAUCUCUGCUAUUACUUGAAGGAUCCUACAGGACCAUUUGAAUCUUGUAUUGAGAUUUUGAGCCCUGACGACUACUACGACUCCUGCGUCUAUGACGUUUGCUUAACCGGUGAUGAUGCUCUGUGUGCCAGUCUCGCCCAGUAUGCCCGUGCCUGCAAGAUGGAGGGAGGGAAUCCUGGCAGAUGGAGACUGGGUGUGGAUGAAUGCCAGCUGAACUGUCCUUCGAACACUGUGUACGAUCCAUGCUUCAGUGGCUGUCCAGCAACAUGUUCCUCUGCUUCCAGCUCAUUGUCCUGCAAUGCCACCUGCCAGGAGACAUGCCGGUGUGAGGAUGGACUGGUGCUCGAUGGCGGGAAGUGCGUUGAUCCAUCGCAGUGUGGUUGCACUCUGGACAACGGUGUUUAUAUUCCGCCUGGAGCUUCAUGGACAAGUCCCGACUGUAGCCAGCAUUGCAGCUGUCAAGAGGGGCGUGCCCAGUGUGAGGAUUUCCAGUGUGGAGAGAACGAAGAAUGUGAUAUCAAGAAUGGUGUACCAAGCUGUUAUUGCAAAGAUGGCUACAUUUCUCUUGGAGAUCUCUGCUUCAGAGCUCCUGGUUACUGUCAAAUCUGGGGUGACCCUCAUUAUGUGACCUUUGACAAGAAGAAAUACAACUUCCAAGGUGAUUGUGACUACACACUGGUCAAAGAGUGUGAUAAUUCAACCGAUUUCCACCUAUGGUCCCGCAAUGGUCUCUUGCGUCCAUCUGCCAAGGUAUCCUACUUGAAGGAGGUGAUCCUGGAGUUGAAAGGAAGCACCUAUUCUCUUAUCGAAGAUUUCCAUGUGCGAGUGAAUGGCAUCGAGGUAUCCAAGAAUCUGCCUUUUAUUGAUGAACAAGUCUUGAUAUACAGGGAUGUGACAUCAGUGAACCUGGUGACAGACUUCUUGUGGGUGAGCUAUAAUGGAAAGUACAGUGCUGAUGUGUACCUGAGUUACUCUUACUUCGGGCGUACAUGUGGGCUGUGUGGAAAUUUUGAUGGAGACAAAUCAAAUGACCUGUUUCUUUCCACUGGAGAAAAGGCAAGAUCGAGUACCGAGUUCGGAGAUAGUUGGGAAGUAAACCCAGACCAGUGUGCUGGUAAUGACCCUGGUCCUACUGAUCCAUGUGAAGAAGGGUUAGAGAAUACCCGUGAGGAGGCUGCAGAUCUUUGCCAUUAUCUUCAGGACCCAUAUGUUCCAGGUCCUUUCCAAUCUUGCCACGACUACGUAUCUCCGGAGGAUUACUACCAGUCUUGUCUGUAUGAUGUAUGUGAGACGGGAGAUGAUGCCUUGUGUGCCAAUCUUGAAGAAUAUGCACAGGCUUGUAAGAAUAGUGGAGGCCAGCCAGGAAAUUGGAGACUGUCGGUGCCAGAAUGCCCAUUGGACUGUCCUACCAACACUGUGUAUGAUCCCUGCUUCAGUGGAUGUCCAGCAACCUGUUCCUCUGCUGGAAGCACAUUGUCCUGCAAUACCACUUGCCAGGAGACAUGCCGAUGUGAAGAUGGUCUUGUUCUUGAGGAAGGAAACUGUGUGGACCCAUCCCAGUGCGGCUGCACUCUAGCAAAUGGCGUCUAUCUGCAGCCUGGAGCUUCAUGGACAAGUCCCGACUGUAGCCAGCAUUGCAGCUGUCAAGAGGGGCGUGCCCAGUGUGAGGAUUUCCAGUGUGGAGAGAACGAAGAAUGUGAUAUCAAGAAUGGUGUACCAAGCUGUUAUUGCAAAGAUGGCUACAUUUCUCUUGGAGAUCUCUGCUUCAGAGCUCCUGGUUACUGUCAAAUCUGGGGUGACCCUCAUUAUGUGACCUUUGACAAGAAGAAAUACAACUUCCAAGGUGAUUGUGACUACACACUGGUCAAAGAGUGUGAUAAUUCAACCGAUUUCCACCUAUGGUCCCGCAAUGGUCUCUUGCGUCCAUCUGCCAAGGUAUCCUACUUGAAGGAGGUGAUCCUGGAGUUGAAAGGAAGCACCUAUUCUCUUAUCGAAGAUUUCCAUGUGCGAGUGAAUGGCAUCGAGGUAUCCAAGAAUCUGCCUUUUAUUGAUGAACAAGUCUUGAUAUACAGGGAUGUGACAUCAGUGAACCUGGUGACAGACUUCUUGUGGGUGAGCUAUAAUGGAAAGUACAGUGCUGAUGUGUACCUGAGUUACUCUUACUUCGGGCGUACAUGUGGGCUGUGUGGAAAUUUUGAUGGAGACAAAUCAAAUGACCUGUUUCUUUCCACUGGAGAAAAGGCAAGAUCGAGUACCGAGUUCGGAGAUAGUUGGGAAGUAAACCCAGACCAGUGUGCUGGUAAUGACCCUGGUCCUACUGAUCCAUGUGAAGAAGGGUUAGAGAAUACCCGUGAGGAGGCUGCAGAUCUUUGCCAUUAUCUUCAGGACCCAUCUGGUCCUUUCCAAUCUUGCCACGACUACGUAUCUCCGGAGGAUUACUACCAGUCUUGUCUGUAUGAUGUAUGUGAGACGGGAGAUGAUGCCUUGUGUGCCAAUCUUGAAGAAUAUGCACAGGCUUGUAAGAAUAGUGGAGGCCAGCCAGGAAAUUGGAGACUGUCGGUGCCAGAAUGCCCAUUGGACUGUCCUACCAACACUGUGUAUGAUCCCUGCUUCAGUGGAUGUCCAGCAACCUGUUCCUCUGCUGGAAGCACAUUGUCCUGCAAUACCACUUGCCAGGAGACAUGCCGAUGUGAAGAUGGUCUUGUUCUUGAGGAAGGAAACUGUGUGGACCCAUCCCAGUGCGGCUGCACUCUAGCAAAUGGCGUCUAUCUGCAGCCUGGAGCUUCAUGGACAAGUCCCGACUGUAGCCAGCAUUGCAGCUGUCAAGAGGGGCGUGCCCAGUGUGAGGAUUUCCAGUGUGGAGAGAACGAAGAAUGUGAUAUCAAGAAUGGUGUACCAAGCUGUUAUUGCAAAGAUGGCUACAUUUCUCUUGGAGAUCUCUGCUUCAGAGCUCCUGGUUACUGUCAAAUCUGGGGUGACCCUCAUUAUGUGACCUUUGACAAGAAGAAAUACAACUUCCAAGGUGAUUGUGACUACACACUGGUCAAAGAGUGUGAUAAUUCAACCGAUUUCCACCUAUGGUCCCGCAAUGGUCUCUUGCGUCCAUCUGCCAAGGUAUCCUACUUGAAGGAGGUGAUCCUGGAGUUGAAAGGAAGCACCUAUUCUCUUAUCGAAGAUUUCCAUGUGCGAGUGAAUGGCAUCGAGGUAUCCAAGAAUCUGCCUUUUAUUGAUGAACAAGUCUUGAUAUACAGGGAUGUGACAUCAGUGAACCUGGUGACAGACUUCUUGUGGGUGAGCUAUAAUGGAAAGUACAGUGCUGAUGUGUACCUGAGUUACUCUUACUUCGGGCGUACAUGUGGGCUGUGUGGAAAUUUUGAUGGAGACAAAUCAAAUGACCUGUUUCUUUCCACUGGAGAAAAGGCAAGAUCGAGUACCGAGUUCGGAGAUAGUUGGGAAGUAAACCCAGACCAGUGUGCUGGUAAUGACCCUGGUCCUACUGAUCCAUGUGAAGAAGGGUUAGAGAAUACCCGUGAGGAGGCUGCAGAUCUUUGCCAUUAUCUUCAGGACCCAUCUGGUCCUUUCCAAUCUUGCCACGACUACGUAUCUCCGGAGGAUUACUACCAGUCUUGUCUGUAUGAUGUAUGUGAGACGGGAGAUGAUGCCUUGUGUGCCAAUCUUGAAGAAUAUGCACAGGCUUGUAAGAAUAGUGGAGGCCAGCCAGGAAAUUGGAGACUGUCGGUGCCAGAAUGCCCAUUGGACUGUCCUACCAACACUGUGUAUGAUCCCUGCUUCAGUGGAUGUCCAGCAACCUGUUCCUCUGCUGGAAGCACAUUGUCCUGCAAUACCACUUGCCAGGAGACAUGCCGAUGUGAAGAUGGUCUUGUUCUUGAGGAAGGAAACUGUGUGGACCCAUCCCAGUGCGGCUGCACUCUAGCAAAUGGCGUCUAUCUGCAGCCUGGAGCUUCAUGGACAAGUCCCGACUGUAGCCAGCAUUGCAGCUGUCAAGAGGGGCGUGCCCAGUGUGAGGAUUUCCAGUGUGGAGAGAACGAAGAAUGUGAUAUCAAGAAUGGUGUACCAAGCUGUUAUUGCAAAGAUGGCUACAUUUCUCUUGGAGAUCUCUGCUUCAGAGCUCCUGGUUACUGUCAAAUCUGGGGUGACCCUCAUUAUGUGACCUUUGACAAGAAGAAAUACAACUUCCAAGGUGAUUGUGACUACACACUGGUCAAAGAGUGUGAUAAUUCAACCGAUUUCCACCUAUGGUCCCGCAAUGGUCUCUUGCGUCCAUCUGCCAAGGUAUCCUACUUGAAGGAGGUGAUCCUGGAGUUGAAAGGAAGCACCUAUUCUCUUAUCGAAGAUUUCCAUGUGCGAGUGAAUGGCAUCGAGGUAUCCAAGAAUCUGCCUUUUAUUGAUGAACAAGUCUUGAUAUACAGGGAUGUGACAUCAGUGAACCUGGUGACAGACUUCUUGUGGGUGAGCUAUAAUGGAAAGUACAGUGCUGAUGUGUACCUGAGUUACUCUUACUUCGGGCGUACAUGUGGGCUGUGUGGAAAUUUUGAUGGAGACAAAUCAAAUGACCUGUUUCUUUCCACUGGAGAAAAGGCAAGAUCGAGUACCGAGUUCGGAGAUAGUUGGGAAGUAAACCCAGACCAGUGUGCUGGUAAUGACCCUGGUCCUACUGAUCCAUGUGAAGAAGGGUUAGAGAAUACCCGUGAGGAGGCUGCAGAUCUUUGCCAUUAUCUUCAGGACCCAUCUGGUCCUUUCCAAUCUUGCCACGACUACGUAUCUCCGGAGGAUUACUACCAGUCUUGUCUGUAUGAUGUAUGUGAGACGGGAGAUGAUGCCUUGUGUGCCAAUCUUGAAGAAUAUGCACAGGCUUGUAAGAAUAGUGGAGGCCAGCCAGGAAAUUGGAGACUGUCGGUGCCAGAAUGCCCAUUGGACUGUCCUACCAACACUGUGUAUGAUCCCUGCUUCAGUGGAUGUCCAGCAACCUGUUCCUCUGCUGGAAGCACAUUGUCCUGCAAUACCACUUGCCAGGAGACAUGCCGAUGUGAAGAUGGUCUUGUUCUUGAGGAAGGAAACUGUGUGGACCCAUCCCAGUGCGGCUGCACUCUAGCAAAUGGCGUCUAUCUGCAGCCUGGAGCUUCAUGGACAAGUCCCGACUGUAGCCAGCAUUGCAGCUGUCAAGAGGGGCGUGCCCAGUGUGAGGAUUUCCAGUGUGGAGAGAACGAAGAAUGUGAUAUCAAGAAUGGUGUACCAAGCUGUUAUUGCAAAGAUGGCUACAUUUCUCUUGGAGAUCUCUGCUUCAGAGCUCCUGGUUACUGUCAAAUCUGGGGUGACCCUCAUUAUGUGACCUUUGACAAGAAGAAAUACAACUUCCAAGGUGAUUGUGACUACACACUGGUCAAAGAGUGUGAUAAUUCAACCGAUUUCCACCUAUGGUCCCGCAAUGGUCUCUUGCGUCCAUCUGCCAAGGUAUCCUACUUGAAGGAGGUGAUCCUGGAGUUGAAAGGAAGCACCUAUUCUCUUAUCGAAGAUUUCCAUGUGCGAGUGAAUGGCAUCGAGGUAUCCAAGAAUCUGCCUUUUAUUGAUGAACAAGUCUUGAUAUACAGGGAUGUGACAUCAGUGAACCUGGUGACAGACUUCUUGUGGGUGAGCUAUAAUGGAAAGUACAGUGCUGAUGUGUAUCUGAGUUACUCUUACUUUGGGCGUACAUGUGGGCUGUGUGGAAAUUUUGAUGGAGACAAAUCAAAUGACCUGUUUCUUUCCAUUGGAGAAAAGGCAAGAUCGAGUACCGAGUUCGGAGAUAGUUGGGAAGUAAACCCAGACCAGUGUGCUGGUAAUGACCCUGGUCCUACUGAUCCAUGUGAAGAAGCGUUAGAGAAUACCCGUGAGGAGGCUGCAGAUCUUUGCCAUUAUCUUCAGGACCCAUCUGGUCCUUUCCAAUCUUGCCACGACUACGUAUCUCUGGAGGAUUACUACCAGUCUUGUCUGUAUGAUGUAUGUGAGACGGGAGAUGAUGCCUUGUGUGCCAAUCUUGAAGAAUAUGCACAGGCUUGUAAGAAUAGUGGAGGCCAGCCAGGAAAUUGGAGACUGUCGGUGCCAGAAUGCCCAUUGGACUGUCCUACCAACACUGUGUAUGAUCCCUGCUUCAGUGGAUGUCCAGCAACCUGUUCCUCUGCUGGAAGCACAUUGUCCUGCAAUACCACUUGCCAGGAGACAUGCCGAUGUGAAGAUGGUCUUGUUCUUGAGGAAGGAAACUGUGUGGACCCAUCCCAGUGCGGCUGCACUCUAGCAAAUGGCGUCUAUCUGCAGCCUGGAGCUUCAUGGACAAGUCCCGACUGUAGCCAGCAUUGCAGCUGUCAAGAGGGGCGUGCCCAGUGUGAGGAUUUCCAGUGUGGAGAGAACGAAGAAUGUGAUAUCAAGAAUGGUGUACCAAGCUGUUAUUGCAAAGAUGGCUACAUUUCUCUUGGAGAUCUCUGCUUCAGAGCUCCUGGUUACUGUCAAAUCUGGGGUGACCCUCAUUAUGUGACCUUUGACAAGAAGAAAUACAACUUCCAAGGUGAUUGUGACUACACACUGGUCAAAGAGUGUGAUAAUUCAACCGAUUUCCACCUAUGGUCCCGCAAUGGUCUCUUGCGUCCAUCUGCCAAGGUAUCCUACUUGAAGGAGGUGAUCCUGGAGUUGAAAGGAAGCACCUAUUCUCUUAUCGAAGAUUUCCAUGUGCGAGUGAAUGGCAUCGAGGUAUCCAAGAAUCUGCCUUUUAUUGAUGAACAAGUCUUGAUAUACAGGGAUGUGACAUCAGUGAACCUGGUGACAGACUUCUUGUGGGUGAGCUAUAAUGGAAAGUACAGUGCUGAUGUGUAUCUGAGUUACUCUUACUUUGGGCGUACAUGUGGGCUGUGUGGAAAUUUUGAUGGAGACAAAUCAAAUGACCUGUUUCUUUCCAUUGGAGAAAAGGCAAGAUCGAGUACCGAGUUCGGAGAUAGUUGGGAAGUAAACCCAGACCAGUGUGCUGGUAAUGACCCUGGUCCUACUGAUCCAUGUGAAGAAGCGUUAGAGAAUACCCGUGAGGAGGCUGCAGAUCUUUGCCAUUAUCUUCAGGACCCAUCUGGUCCUUUCCAAUCUUGCCACGACUACGUAUCUCCGGAGGAUUACUACCAGUCUUGUCUGUAUGAUGUAUGUGAGACGGGAGAUGAUGCCUUGUGUGCCAAUCUUGAAGAAUAUGCACAGGCUUGUAAGAAUAGUGGAGGCCAGCCAGGAAAUUGGAGACUGUCGGUGCCAGAAUGCCCAUUGGACUGUCCUACCAACACUGUGUAUGAUCCCUGCUUCAGUGGAUGUCCAGCAACCUGUUCCUCUGCUGGAAGCACAUUGUCCUGCAAUACCACUUGCCAGGAGACAUGCCGAUGUGAAGAUGGUCUUGUUCUUGAGGAAGGAAACUGUGUGGACCCAUCCCAGUGCGGCUGCACUCUAGCAAAUGGCGUCUAUCUGCAGCCUGGAGCUUCAUGGACAAGUCCCGACUGUAGCCAGCAUUGCAGCUGUCAAGAGGGGCGUGCCCAGUGUGAGGAUUUCCAGUGUGGAGAGAACGAAGAAUGUGAUAUCAAGAAUGGUGUACCAAGCUGUUAUUGCAAAGAUGGCUACAUUUCUCUUGGAGAUCUCUGCUUCAGAGCUCCUGGUUACUGUCAAAUCUGGGGUGACCCUCAUUAUGUGACCUUUGACAAGAAGAAAUACAACUUCCAAGGUGAUUGUGACUACACACUGGUCAAAGAGUGUGAUAAUUCAACCGAUUUCCACCUAUGGUCCCGCAAUGGUCUCUUGCGUCCAUCUGCCAAGGUAUCCUACUUGAAGGAGGUGAUCCUGGAGUUGAAAGGAAGCACCUAUUCUCUUAUCGAAGAUUUCCAUGUGCGAGUGAAUGGCAUCGAGGUAUCCAAGAAUCUGCCUUUUAUUGAUGAACAAGUCUUGAUAUACAGGGAUGUGACAUCAGUGAACCUGGUGACAGACUUCUUGUGGGUGAGCUAUAAUGGAAAGUACAGUGCUGAUGUGUACCUGAGUUACUCUUACUUCGGGCGUACAUGUGGGCUGUGUGGAAAUUUUGAUGGAGACAAAUCAAAUGACCUGUUUCUUUCCACUGGAGAAAAGGCAAGAUCGAGUACCGAGUUCGGAGAUAGUUGGGAAGUAAACCCAGACCAGUGUGCUGGUAAUGACCCUGGUCCUACUGAUCCAUGUGAAGAAGGGUUAGAGAAUACCCGUGAGGAGGCUGCAGAUCUUUGCCAUUAUCUUCAGGACCCAUCUGGUCCUUUCCAAUCUUGCCACGACUACGUAUCUCCGGAGGAUUACUACCAGUCUUGUCUGUAUGAUGUAUGUAGACGGGAGAUGAUGCCUUGUGUGCCAAUCUUGAAGAAUAUGCACAGGCUUGUAAGAAUAGUGGAGGCCAGCCAGGAAAUUGGAGAAUGUCGGUGCCAGAAUGCCCAUUGGACUGUCCUACCAACACUGUGUAUGAUCCCUGCUUCAGUGGAUGUCCAGCAACCUGUUCCUCUGCUGGAAGCACAUUGUCCUAAUACCACUUGCCAGGAGACAUGCCGAUGUGAAGAUGGUCUUGUUCUUGAGGAAGGAAACUGUGUGGACCCAUCCCAGUGCGGCUGCACUCUAGCAAAUGGCGUCUAUCUGCAGCCUGGAGCUUCAUGGACAAGUCCCGACUGUAGCCAGCAUUGCAGCUGUCAAGAGGGGCGUGCCCAGUGUGAGGAUUUCCAGUGUGGAGAGAACGAAGAAUGUGAUAUCAAGAAUGGUGUACCAAGCUGUUAUUGCAAAGAUGGCUACAUUUCUCUUGGAGAUCUCUGCUUCAGAGCUCCUGGUUACUGUCAAAUCUGGGGUGACCCUCAUUAUGUGACCUUUGACAAGAAGAAAUACAACUUCCAAGGUGAUUGUGACUACACACUGGUCAAAGAGUGUGAUAAUUCAACCGAUUUCCACCUAUGGUCCCGCAAUGGUCUCUUGCGUCCAUCUGCCAAGGUAUCCUACUUGAAGGAGGUGAUCCUGGAGUUGAAAGGAAGCACCUAUUCUCUUAUCGAAGAUUUCCAUGUGCGAGUGAAUGGCAUCGAGGUAUCCAAGAAUCUGCCUUUUAUUGAUGAACAAGUCUUGAUAUACAGGGAUGUGACAUCAGUGAACCUGGUGACAGACUUCUUGUGGGUGAGCUAUAAUGGAAAGUACAGUGCUGAUGUGUACCUGAGUUACUCUUACUUCGGGCGUACAUGUGGGCUGUGUGGAAAUUUUGAUGGAGACAAAUCAAAUGACCUGUUUCUUUCCACUGGAGAAAAGGCAAGAUCGAGUACCGAGUUCGGAGAUAGUUGGGAAGUAAACCCAGACCAGUGUGCUGGUAAUGACCCUGGUCCUACUGAUCCAUGUGAAGAAGGGUUAGAGAAUACCCGUGAGGAGGCUGCAGAUCUUUGCCAUUAUCUUCAGGACCCAUCUGGUCCUUUCCAAUCUUGCCACGACUACGUAUCUCCGGAGGAUUACUACCAGUCUUGUCUGUAUGAUGUAUGUGAGACGGGAGAUGAUGCCUUGUGUGCCAAUCUUGAAGAAUAUGCACAGGCUUGUAAGAAUAGUGGAGGCCAGCCAGGAAAUUGGAGACUGUCGGUGCCAGAAUGCCCAUUGGACUGUCCUACCAACACUGUGUAUGAUCCCUGCUUCAGUGGAUGUCCAGCAACCUGUUCCUCUGCUGGAAGCACAUUGUCCUGCAAUACCACUUGCCAGGAGACAUGCCGAUGUGAAGAUGGUCUUGUUCUUGAGGAAGGAAACUGCGUGGACCCAUCUCAGUGUGGUUGCACCCUACCAAGUGGUAUCUAUAUUCCUGCUGAGGGAAUAUGGACCAGGCCUGACUGUUCUCAACGAUGCAGAUGCUCCAGCGGGAUAGCAGAAUGUGAGCCUUACGUCUGUGGAAUGAAUGAAGAAUGUCAAGUAAAGAAUGGUAUUCCAGAAUGCUACUGUAAAGAUGGAUAUAUUCUCGUUGAGGGAUAUUGUAUUAAGGCUCCCGGGUACUGUCAAGUUUGGGGUGACCCUCACUAUGUGACCUUCGACAAGCGGAAGUACAACUUCCAAGGAGAUUGUGACUACACAUUGGUGAGAGAUUGUCAGGAUUCCAGUGGCUUCCAUCUCUGGGCUGAUAAUGAGAAACGUAAUCCUUCGGAUGAGGUAUCGUACAUCAGGGAACUGGUCUUGGAGGAUUCUGGGAAUGUCUACUCCUUGAUCUGGGACUUUGUUGUGAGGAUCAACGGUAUUGACUACACCAAUAAUCUACCUUACUUUGGAGAUGGGAUCAUCAUAUUCAGGGACUCCCACUCAUUGAAAUUAUUGACCCGCUACAUGUGGAUAUUUUACGAUGGAAAGCGCAGUGCAGAUAUUUUCUUGAGCCACUCUUACUGGAACCAGACCUGUGGACUUUGUGGAACUUUUGAUGGAGAUAAAUCUAAUGAUUGGAGUCUACCAAGUGGGGAAUUGGCCGAUUCAGUGGUGGAUUUUGGUAACAGCUAUGUUGUGAGGGUAGAUGAGUGUAGCGAUGUCAGACCAGAGCCGGUUGAUCCUUGUGAAGCGGAUUCAGAAGCCUCGAGGAAUGCAGCUGACCUCUGCUCCAUACUUUUGAACGAAGCCGGACCGUUUGCCCCAUGUCAUGAGUACCAAAAUCCUGAUCCAUUCUAUGAUUCCUGCAAGUAUGACAUCUGUGCACUGGGCGAUGAAUACCUAUGUGACAGUCUAAGUCAGUACGCUCAGGCUUGUCGACAGGCCGGUGGACAACCUGACGAUUGGAGAUCGGAAACACCUCAAUGUCCCUUUGAAUGUCCUACAAAUACUGUCUAUGACCCAUGUGCUAAUGGAUGUCCAGAGACCUGUUCAACAGCCACGAGUUCUGUACCUUGUAAUGUGACUUGUCAAGAGACCUGUCGGUGUGCUGAUGGCCUAGUGAGGGAUGGGGAUCAGUGUGUUGAUCCUUCACAAUGUGGAUGUACAUUAGAGAAUGAUGUCUAUGUUCCACCUGAAGGAGUGUGGACCAGUCCUGACUGUUCUCAACAAUGCAGAUGUUCCAGAGGAAUAGCAGAAUGUCAGCCUUACGUCUGUGGAAGGAAUGAAGAAUGUCAAGUCAAGAAUGGUAUCCCAGAAUGCUACUGUCAAGAUGGAUACUACUUGGUUCAUGGCUUUUGUGUUCAAGCUCCUGGUCUGUGUCAAGUUUGGGGUGACCCUCACUAUGUAACCUUUGAUCAGAGAAAGUACAACUUCCAAGGAGAUUGUGACUACACAUUGGUGAGAGAUUGUCAGAACUCCAGCGGCUUCCAUCUCUGGGCUGAUAAUGAGAGACGUAAUCCUUCAGACGACGUAUCUUACAUCAGGGAACUGGUCUUAGAAGAUUCUGGAAAUGUCUACUCCUUGAUCUGGGAUUACAGAGUACGAGUCAAUGGCAUUGAUGUGACAGAUAAUCUUCCCUACUUUGGUGAACAGAUAAUCAUCUUCAGGUUUUUCAAAUCAUUGAAAUUGCUGACACCUUUCAUGUGGGUGUCUUACGACGGAAGACGCAGUGCUGAUAUAUUCUUGAGCUACUCUUACUGGAACCGGACCUGUGGACUUUGUGGAACUUUUGAUGGAGAUAAAUCCAAUGAUUGGCAGCUCCAAAGUGGAGAACUGGCAAGUAACCCUACUGAUUUUGGUAACAGUUGGGUUGUGACUGUUGAUGAGUGCGAUGAUGUCAGACCUGAACCACCAGAUCCUUGUGUGGACAAUUCCAUUACGGCUCAAGAUGCGGAAAGUCUGUGUAACAUUCUUAUUACCGAUGACGGACCCUUCUCUCCCUGCCAUGCUUUCUUGAGUCCUGAUCCAUACUAUGAUUCCUGCAAGUAUGACAUCUGUGCACUGGGCGAUGAAUACCUAUGUGACAGUCUAAGUCAGUACGCUCAGGCUUGUCGACAGGCCGGUGGACAACCUGACGAUUGGAGAUCAGAAACACCUCAAUGUCCCUUUGAAUGUCCUGCAAAUACUGUCUAUGACCCAUGUGCUAAUGGAUGUCCAGAGACCUGUUCAUCAGCCACGAGUUCUGUACCUUGUAAUGUGACUUGUCAAGAGACCUGUCGGUGUGCUGAUGGCCUAGUGAGGGAUGGGGAUCAGUGUGUUGAUCCUUCACAAUGUGGAUGUACGUUGGAGAAUGAUGUUUAUGUUCCACCUGAAGGAGUGUGGACCAGUCCUGACUGUUCUCAACAAUGCAGAUGUUCCAGAGGGAUAGCAGAAUGUCAGCCUUACGUCUGUGGAAGGAAUGAAGAAUGUCAAGUCAAGAAUGGUAUCCCAGAAUGCUACUGUAAAGAUGGAUACUACUUGGAUCAUGGCCUUUGUGUUCAAGCUCCUGGCCUGUGUCAAGUUUGGGGUGACCCUCACUAUUUGACCUUUGACCAGAGAAAGUACAACUUCCAAGGAGAUUGUGAUUACACAUUGGUGAGAGAUUGUCAGAACUCCAGUGGCUUCCAUCUCUGGGCUGAUAAUGAGAGACGUAAUCCUUCAGACGACGUAUCGUACAUCAGGGAACUGGUCUUAGAAGAUUCUGGAAAUGUCUACUCCUUGAUCUGGGAUUACAGAGUACGGGUCAAUGGCAUUGAUGUGACAGAUAAUCUUCCCUACUUUGGUGAACAGAUAAUCAUCUUCAGGUUUUUCAAAUCAUUGAAAUUGCUGACACCUUUCAUGUGGGUGUCUUACGACGGGAGACGCAGUGCUGAUAUAUUCUUGAGCUACUCUUACUGGAACCGGACCUGUGGACUUUGUGGAACUUUUGAUGGAGAUAAAUCCAAUGAUUGGCAGCUCCAAAGUGGAGAACUGGCAAGUAACCCUACUGAUUUUGGUAACAGUUGGGUCGUGACUGUAGAUGAGUGCGAUGAUGUCAGACCUGAACCACCAGAUCCUUGUGUGGAGAAUUCCAUUACGGCUCAAGAUGCGGAAAGUCUAUGUAACAUUUUGAUUACCGAUGAUGGACCUUUCUCUCCCUGCCAUGCUUUCUUGAGUCCUGAUCCAUUCUAUGAUUCCUGCAAGUAUGAUAUCUGUGCACUGGGUGAUGAAUACCUAUGUGACAGUUUGAGUCAGUACGCAGAGGCCUGUAGACAGGCUGGUGGACAACCAGACGAUUGGAGAUCAGAAACACCCCAAUGUCCUUUUGAAUGUCCUGAUAGGACAGUGUACGACCCUUGCUUCAGUGGGUGUCCAGAGACCUGUUCCACUGCAUCGUCGCCGGUGCCAUGCAACGCAACCUGCCAGGAGACGUGCAGGUGUAUGGAUGGGUUAGUUCUCAUCGGGGAAGAAUGUGUGGACCCCUCUCGCUGUGGAUGUACCCUUGACAGCGGCCUGUACCUUCCAGUUGGUGAGAUCUGGACUAACCCUAACUGCUCUGAACAAUGUUCCUGCUCGGGACCGGGGGAUCUUCGGUGUGAUCCCUUUACCUGUGGCCAGAAUGCUGAGUGUGAUGUCAAGAAUGGUGUACCUGACUGCUACUGUCAAGAAGGAUAUAUUCUUUAUGAUGGUAGAUGUAUCGAAGGACCAGGACUUUGUCAAAUCUGGGGUGACCCUCACUAUUUGACCUUUGACGGUCGCAAGUAUUCCUUCCAGGGAGACUGUGAGUACACCAUGGUGCGGGAUUGUCUCAACCAGACAGACUUCCACCUCUGGGCGGACAACCGUCGCAACCGUCCUUCCUCGGAGGUAUCCUCCCUCGGCAAACUGGUCCUGGACUACGAUGGUCAUAGCUAUUCCCUCGGGAGACGUCAGAGGGUGACCGUGGAUGAUGUGAGGGUUAGCAUGCCAUUCAUAUCUCAGGAUCGGGACAUCGAGAUUUGGUCCACAGGAAGACCUGGAAAUGUGAUUCUACAAACAUCCUUUGGUCUCAUGAUCAAGCACAAUGGGCGGAGAUCAGCCGACAUCUACCUCCCGAGGUCAUUCUGGAAUAGAACUUGUGGUCUCUGUGGAACCUUUGAUGGAAACCCUGACAAUGAUUGGACAGAUGCUGAUGGUGUGGUCAGGCAGAAGGGAGAGAAGAAGGAUUUUGCAAACAGCUGGGUUGUGAACAGAGAUGAAUGUAGUGACAUCAUUCCAGAACCCAUCGAUCCUUGUGCUGAGGGUGCGGACACACUGAAACAAGCUGAAGACUUGUGCUACAUUCUUCUACAACCAGAAGGUCCAUUCUCACCUUGCCAUGAUUUUGUUGACCCUACCGACUACCAUACGGCAUGCAAGUAUGACCUGUGUGCCAGGCUCCCUGAUGAUGAGUAUCUCUGCGAUAGUCUGAAUGGCUAUGCAUCUGUAUGUAGACAGGCUGGUGGUGCUCCUGGCGACUGGCGGUCUGAGACUUCUCAAUGUGCCUAUGAAUGUCCUGGAGACUCGGUGUAUGAUCCCUGUGCUUCAGCGUGCCCUUCCACCUGUUCAGAUCUCUCCAGCGCCUUCAACUGUACACUGCCUUGUAUAGAGACCUGUCGCUGCCCAGAUUCCAUGGUCCUAGAUGGCACCGAGUGCGUAGACCUUCGGGAGUGUGGAUGUACUCUGGACAAUAAUAUAUACCUCUCGCCUGGAGAAUCCUGGAGCAGUGAUGAUUGUUCAGAGACGUGUACCUGUGUGUCUGGAGAGGUCAUCUGCAUGGAGAACACCUGUCAUCAGUUCUCUAACUGCGAUAUCAAGGAUGGCAUCAAGAAGUGUUACUGCUUUGACGGCUGGAGUGGGGAUGGCUACAAUUGCACAAGAGAUCCUGGCACUUGCACAGUGUGGGGUGACCCUCACUACGAGACAUUUGAUGGGCGCAAGUUCCAUUUCCAUGGAGAGUGCCACUACACCCUUGUACGAGAUUGCUUCAACGUGACUUCUCACCCCUCUUUCCUCAUCAGCUCUGGUAACAUCAAGAGGAACCCAGAGGAUAGGGUAGCCUAUAUCUAUGAUAUCAGAUUAGAAAUCUAUGGCAAGGAUAUCUUGCUGACUUUAGGCGGUGGAGUGUACCUUGAUGGUGUGUCUGUCAGUGUUCCUCUCAGCAUCAAUUCAGGACAAAUCUUUGUCUUCACUUCAGGAAAAGAUACUAUCAUAACGACGGAUGUUGGAAUAAAGAUCCAAUGGAACAACAGAAACACGGCAACCAUCACCGUGCCUUUGUGUUACCAUGGUGCUCUCUGUGGACUGUGCGGGAACUAUGAUGCCAUCCCUGAUAACGAUUUCAGACUUCUCAACGAUGUAUUGGUAAGAAAGGCCAUAGACUUUGGCAAUGGCUGGGUUCUUCCAGAUGAUGUUAACUGUCUCGACUCUAUCGAUGAGCCAGAGCCGUGUCAAGAGAAUGAAGACUUCCUGUUUGCUCAGGAUGCCUGCUUCAUCGUAUUAGAUCCUCAAGGACCGUUUGUGCCAUGUCAUCCAUACCUCGACCCAACCCCAUUCUUUGAGUACUGUUCAUACGAUGCCUGUGCCACCUCACCCAACGAUACAGUGGUCUGUGAUGAUACCAGCGUGUACGCCGACAGGUGUAUCGAACUGGGUUACCCGCCAAACACCUGGCGUUCUGCUGACUUCUGUCCGUAUGAAUGCCCCGAUGGCUUCGUCUACUCCCCCUGCGUCCCUGCAUGCCCAGAGACCUGCUUUGACACCACUCCAGGGGAGGGUUGUGAUGAUGAGAGGGAGUGCCGAGAAGGGUGUGUCUGCCCGGAGGGGAUGGUUCUCGCUGAUGGAGAGUGCAUAGCGAGAGAGGAAUGCGGGUGUGUCUUCACAGAGGGAGACCUUGAGGUCUAUCUUCCGGUUGGUGAGAGCUUCGUAUCUGUUAACUGUUCAAGUGUUUGUACCUGCGAAGCUGGAGCCAAUCAGGUGUGUGAAUCCAUGUCAUGUGACCCCAAUGCUUACUGUGGCGUCGAAGAUGGGGAGAGGAGAUGUAUCUGCAUGGAAGGAUACCUUGGUGACGGCCUGGAUUGUAUUGAAGUCACAGAAAUGCCAACUACGCCGAUGAUUACUACAACAGCUGAUUUCACCACAACACCACAGUUUACAACAGAUUUUACCACAAGAUUUACAACAGAUAUGACUACAGAUUUUACAACCCAGUUUACAACAGAUCUUACAACUGAUUUAACAACUGAGUUCACAACUGAUUUCACAACAGACAUCACUACAGAUGUAACAACACAAUUCACAUCUGAUUUUACAACUGAUUUCACAACAGACAUGACCACAGAUUUAACAACACAUUUCACAUCUGAUAUAACUACUGAUUUCACUACGGACAUGACAACAGAUUUAACAACACAAUUCAAAUCUGAUAUAACUACUGAUUUUACAACAGAUUUCACUACAGACAUGACUACAGAUUUAACAACACAAUUCAAAUCUGAUAUAACUACUGAUUUUACAACAGAUUUCACUACAGACAUGACUACAGAUUUAACAACACAAUUCAAAUCUGAUAUAACUACUGAUUUUACAACUGACUUCACAACAGACAUGCCUACAGAUUUAACAACACAAUUCACAUCUGAUAUAACUACUGAUUUUACAACAGAUUUCACUGCAGACAUGACAACAGAUUUAACAACACAAUUCACAUCUGAUAUAACUACUGAUUUUACAACUGAUUUCACGACAGACAUGACUACAGAUUUAACAACACAAUUCAAAUCUGAUAUAACUACUGAUUUUACAACUGAUUACACCACAGACAUUACAACUGAUAUUACUACAGAUUUGAAAACAGAUAUAAAUGAAAAAACAACAAAAUUAACUACGUAUUUGACAACUGCAGAUGCAACUUCACAAAUUACAACAGAUUUUACCACUGAUUUCACAACCAAAUUUACAAGAGAUAUUACUUCAGACCUUACCACAGAUGUAACUACAGAAUUUACCACUGAAUUUACAACUGACUCUACAACUGUAUUUACAACUGUAUUGACAACUGACUUUACUACAGACCUUGCCGCAGAUGCAACUACAGAUUUUACGACAGACAUGACAACAGAUACCACUACUAACACCAGCAGUAAAUUUACGAAAGGUUUGACUGAGCCACUAACAACAACCUCUACCACUGGCUACAGUACAGAAUAUUCAGCCAGCCCUUCUACCAAAGGAAUGACCACAGAUCUUGCCACAUCAGUGAUGAUAGAUAAUUCUACAAAGGGUAUGAGUACAGAUUUUGUGACAUUAGGAUUGACUACAGAUCAAUUGACUGUUGGAUUGACAACAGAUUCACCCACCAAGGGUGUAACAAGUGAUUUAUCAACAAUGAGAGCAACGACUGAUGUAUCUGUCACUAGUAAUCCAUUGACCAUGGGGGUGACGGAAGAUAAAUCUACAGUCGUUCUUACAACAGAUAAAUCUACAGUUGGUGUCACGGACAAGUCUACCUUGGCUGUCCCUGACAAAUCUACUGUGGGACCUACAGAUAUACCUACAUUGGGUUUAUCCACAAUGGAUGUAACAAUGAGCAUGCUGUCCAAAGGAUUGACCACAGAGUCAUCCACCAGAGGGUUGACAACAGAUUUGGGAAUAGUUUCUGAAACUCCUGAAAUAAGCACAACUAACAAAAUGACGACAGAACAGACAUCAGACAAGUCAACUGUUCUGGUUACAUCAGAGAGAACGGUGUCUACUGUUGUGGAUGGCAAAACAACUGAACAGUCCAUUUUUACCACACCUAAAAGAGAUAUUUCCACUAAAGCUAUGUCUGAUUUUACAAGUGAUCAAAUAACGACUGACAACUUUAGACCAACUAGUCGAUUACUUACUCAAGACCUCACUUCAGAUAAAAGUACUACAGAAAUAAAGACUACUACUAUCUUGCCAACUGAUGAUUUUUCUUCUGUAGGAAGUACUGCAAAGGCAGUCAUUUCAACAGAAUCAGUAGAGGUUACUACAUCCAAUACAACCCAAGGGUCUGAAGCAAAAACUACCGAUGAAAUAGGAGCUACUACAGGGCCAGUCACUCGUACACAAAGAAUAGAAUCAACAACUCAGAUGAAGACCCAAGUUACUGAUGUUGCCACUACUGACAAAGUAGAUAUUCAAACCACUAGCUUGCCAGUGUCGACCACAUUCACGACCCCCGUAUUCACAACAUCCGAGAUUUUGGAUAAUAGUACAACAAUAGAGACUACCACUGACUUGACAAGUUUACCAAUAAUAGACAACUCAACCACAAAGGGGCUUAGCACUGAGUCACCUUCCACCAAAUCCGCUACCACAAGUGCCCUUGAGUACACAUCAAAACACACAACAGAUAUGGUUGUCAUAGAAACCACAUCAAGGGGUGUGACAUCAAAAAUGGAUGUUACCACAAGAGACUCGGGAACCACUGAAAAGUCUGCUGAUAUCACUACAUCUGCCAUUGCUACCACAAAGGCAAUGAGCUCUCCCGAUAUGUCUACACCAGAAAUAGAACUAUCAACAACAUCUGGCGGGGGAACUCCUACAGCACCCAUCAUGGUUUCCACAACGCAAGAGCAAGCAGAAGUGACCACCAGUUCAGGGUUCAGUACCACUAGUGAAGUUGUUAGAACUGAUAUAAUAACUGUUGAUGUGGGUUCAACAACCACCACAGGGCAAGCAACAUCUACAACUGAAGUUGGUAAUGCUACCACUCCAGUCAUGGUGACAAGUUCUGAUAUAGGUUUGAGCACCACAGAGCAAGGAACAUCUACAACUGAAGUUGGUAAUGCUACCACUCCAGUCAUGGUGACAAGUUCUGAUAUGGGUUUGAGCACCACAGAGCAAGGAACAUCUACAACUGAAGUUGGUAAUGCUACCACUCCAGUCAUGGUGACAAGUGAUGAUAUUGGUUUGAGCACCACAGAGCAAGGAACAUCAACAACUGAAGUUGGUAAUUCUACCACUCCAGUUAUGGUGACAAGUGAUGAUAUGGGUUCAACAUCUGCCACAGAGCAAGGAACAACAACUUUAACUGAAGUUCUGAAUGCCACUACUCCUAUAAUUGUGACAAGUGAUGCUAUGGGUUCAACAAUUACUACAAAUCAAGGAACAUCCACAACUGAAGUUGGAAAUGCAACCAUUCUAGUCAUGACAAGUGAAAUUGUUGUCACGAGUGGCGGACAGACAACCAGGUCAGGGACUAGCGCAAAGGUCUCUACUGUUGCAGCUGCUUCUAGCACUGAGGCUCGCACCCCAACAGACAUUAUGGCUCCUGCAACUACUACAGAUUCUCUUACUACGCCAAGCCUUACAAGUGAUGGAACUACAACUUCUGCAACAACUUCCGAGGAAUCCCGAUUAACUACAAAGGAUUUGACAACUACGGCAACCACUUUUGGCAUGACCACUGAAUCGAGACAGACAACCAGAGGACAGACAACUCAAGAAAUGACGACGGAAGCCCAGACAACUACGCCCCCUAUCGAAACGUCCUCUUGUCGCGUUUGGGGCGACCCUCAUUACGUAACAUUCGACUCUAGAACCUUCCACUUCCAAGGUCAGUGUAACUACACGCUCGCGAAGCUUUGUAACGAGUCUCUGGAAAAUGAUGAUCGUUCGUGGUUUGACAUCGUCAUCGACAGCAGAUUAAAAGCCGUGGACGGUUCGACGUCAUACCUCAGACAGAUUUAUCUCAAUAUUUCGUCACAUACGAUUUCGUUACUACAAGGUCGUGUUGUAUUGCUUGAUGAUGUUCUCCAACGUCUCCCUUACUACUCUCCAAGUGGGCUCUACAUUACCUAUGCUGGUCGAUAUGUGGUUGUAUCAACCAGUACAGGUUUGGUUCUGCGAUGGGAUGGUGACGGCGGGAUAACGCUGACAUUACCUCCAGCCUACAGCGGCGCCACCUGUGGUCUAUGUGGAGACUUUAACGGAAAAGCCUCCGAUGAUUUCGCUCUUCCCGACGGCUCAUUGGCGUCGAAUUCAACAUCUUUUGCUCAGGGAUGGAGUCUAGAUGAUGUCUGUGCUGAUAUCAACCAAGUAGACCCGUGCUCUUCCGACUUAGAUCUACUUUCUAAUGCCCAAAGAAGAUGCAGUAUUCUUUCAAGUGGCGAAGCAUCUGCCUUUUCAGACUGCCAACAAUCGGUUGAUCCUUCAUUCUAUUAUGAAUCGUGCGUCUACGAUGUCUGUGCCGAGCUGCCAGGCGAAGGGGGAGCCGACUGCGACGCAUUCGCCGCCUACCAUCAGGCUUGUCUGGAUGAAGGUCACACUUUUACUGAAGAGUGGAGAACCCCAAGCUUAUGUGACUCGGCGUGCAGUAGCAAUUCGACGUACCAGACCUGUACCUCAUCUUGCCCCGCGACAUGCCCGGGUCGCGCCGUGGAUCCUCCGUGCGAUACCCGAUGUGUGGAAGGGUGUGCUUGUGAUGGCGGGUAUUUACUCGACGAUGACACAUGCGUACCUAUCAGCCGUUGUCAUUGUGAGCGUGAUGGAUCCUUCUAUUCCGCCGGAACUUCAAUACUCUCAAGCAGUUGCUCUGAAUUAUGUAUGUGUGUGAAUGGACUUUUCAUGUGUGAAGUGGUCUCAUGUGAUGAGAAUGCAAGCUGUGGAAUGGAUGCAAACAAUGAUACGACAUGCGUCUGUAACGCUGGUUAUGAAGGAGAUGGGUACACCUGCUUGGCCAUUGUAUAUGAUCUUCAAGUAUGCACUGUCUAUGGUGACCCACAUUAUGUCACCUUUGAUGGACGAGACUUCACCUUCCAAGGAGAUUGUGUACACACAUUGGUCACCUCAGAUUGCAUCAACGGUACCUCAGACAAAACCUUCAGUGUCAUGGCUACAGCGGCAAAGGAUGGUGCUGCAGACAACUUCACGUACACCAGGGAACUUAGUGUGAAUGUUAACGGACUGGCUAUUACCAUGACAACUACUGAUAUAUUCCUUGAUGGGGUGCGUGUCAAUGUUCCUUUCUACAAGAGCAAUGUAUACUUUACACAGAGUGGAGAAUAUAAGGUUGUGAUGACGGACUAUGAUCUGGCAGUAAGAUGGGAUGGAGUGAGCACAGCCGAGGUGUGGCUCUCCGAGUACUACGCCAGCAAUGUGUGCGGACUGUGUGGUAACUUGGAUGGUGACGUUAGCAACGAUUUCACCAAACCUGACGGGUCGGAAGCAAUAACAAGUGAAGAGUUUGGGGACAGCUGGAGUGAUGGUAGUCUAUCGUGUCCAAUGACACCUCCGGACGUUGACCCAUGUGCUUCAGAUACCAUCCUCAGGGAUACUGCUAUCUCACAAUGCUCAAUUUAUCUCAACGAUACAGAUGUGUUUGGAGAUUGCUAUUCAUCAAUCCCCUUGGAUCCUUACUAUGAGAAUUGUUUGUAUGAUAUGUGUGCCACGAACCUGAACAGUUCUGUGCUAUGUAACAUCGUUGAGGUGUAUGCUACACGAUGUGAGCUCCAGACUGAUUGGAGACGCACUGUAGAUGGUCCUUGUGUUUAUGAGUGUCCAGCAAACUCUGUGUACAGCUCUUGUGUGACAGAAUGCCCCUCAUCCUGUGCUGAACACGGAACAAUUGAACAGUGCACGAGUCUAGAGCUGGGAUGCACAUCUGGAUGUGUGUGCGAGGAAGGGUUUGUGUACGAGGGCGACCAGUGCAUUGUCUCUAGUCUUUGUGGGUGCACCUACGAUGGCCUCUAUUUCAUGAGCAACGAAGAGUACAUCCCGGAUGGAUGUGGCCAGCGUUGCGUGUGUGACGGUUUAUCCCACAUGAUGUCAUGUGAAUCCAUCCAGUGUGCUUUCAACGGUAUUUGUGAGAUCAGGGAUGGUGCCAGAGCAUGCUACUGUCAGGAUACAGCGAAUGACGAUACCUGCUACAAUGCAACAGUGGGAUACACCAUUACCCUUGAGCAUGCUUCAAGGUCCACCCUGACCAUCGCCUGGACAGCAGACCAGGCAGUCACAUCGGUCAUUAUCCAGUACCGUGUCCUAGAUGAUGAGGUCUGGUCAAACAGCUCCAACGUGGAUGCAACAAGGCAGAUCGUUAUCCUGGAUGGUUUGACAGCCUCACAGUCCUACCAAGUUAGAUUUGUGUUUGUAGGGGAUUCCUUCUAUACAAGGUCAUCUGUUGAGGUGUUCGAUACUUGCUCGCCUGGAGUGCAGGGUCCAGAGUGUACAACAGACUACAGCAGCACAAGUGCAUAUGACUUCAAUCUGAUAUAUGCCACCAGUGCCUCUCUGGAGCUUGAAUGGACCCUACCUGGGAUCGUGGAAAUCCAAUGGGUACGCCUCCAGUACCGCGAAUCACCCACAGAUCCUUGGAACAACGGCACUCUCCUAGAAAGCAUGGCGACUUCCGAUGUCAUCCAGGGUCUGGCUGAGCUGACAUCUUACCAGGUACAGGUGGCCAUCGGACUGUCCGGCGGGGAGCAGGCAGAGAGUGCCGUACUGACCUUGCUAACUUGUAGCGGUGGGACGGCUGGUCUCAACUGUGAAGGAGCUGUUCCUAUUGAUGCUAGCGUGGACACGGUCAGUAGUGACUUUGUGACUGUUACCUGGACAGUGUACGUGACCGUCGACCAAGUAGCCGUCCAACACCGUGUCACGACCUCUCCACAGGCUCGCGUCCUGAUCACUGCCGAUGGGUGGACUGAGGAGCCACCCGUUCCAGCCGAUCGUGGGUUGUACAACAUAGAGGGGUUGGAGCCAGGUGUGACGUAUGACUAUCGGCUCAAACUGAUCAAUGACACGCAGGAACAGUUUGGAGAGACUAAUCAGGUUACGCUGUGUCCAGAAGGAUUCCAGGGCGCUAAUUGUGAAAUCAACUAUGCAGAACUCGGAGCAUAUGAUGUUCGCCUUGUCGAAGCCAUGUCCUCAUCGCUCAACGUCACCUGGAAGACCACUGUUUCCAUCAUCUGGUCACAGGUGCAGUACAAACGGACUUUGGAUACCUCUGACCUGUGGGUGUCCACCAACCAGCUCCAACCCUCAGAGACAGAGGUGCUUCUGAGUCCCCUGGUGGAGGAUACAGCAUACAGCGUCAGGGUACUUGUCACCAGAAUGGACGCAUCUUCCACCAUCAGUGAUGUGGUCCAGAUGAAGACUUGUGUGGCAGGUUUCAGAGGUCUCAACUGUGAGAUUGAAAUGCCAGUUGUUACCAGUACACCCAGUCCAACCACCAUGCAGACCUCACCUCCUACAGAAGCCUCCACCAUAGGACUGACCACACCCUCUACCAUGGGGGUGACUUUGCCCCCUACCGAUGCUACUACCACCAUUACCGCACCCCUCUACAUCAUUGAGACUGUUGGAAAGACCAGUACAUCUCUGACAUUCAGUUGGGCUCUUCAGCAAGCCAGUGUGGCUCAGGUAUUUGUGGAGUACAAACCAAAUCUUUCACAGAUAGCUUGGACACAGGUUCCUGCUUCCUCCCCAGAACAAACAUCAUUCACAAUCAACGGAUUGACCCCAGCCAUAAGCUAUGACAUCAGACUUAUGCUGGUCUAUGAAGAUACAACAGAGGCCUAUGGGGACGUGUAUACACUGCAAACAUGCAGCGAGGGAUUCAGAGGUGUUGAUUGCCAGACUGCCGAGGAGUCACCAUACAGGAUCCGACUAACGCAUAUCAACAGUCUUUCCAUCACCACUGAAUGGACGUCCCCAACUUCUGCGACCGAUGUAGUCCUACAGUACAGGAUCAGCGGCGGGACGUGGAACAAUGGCUCUGUAGUAGCACGUUCAAGGGGGUUCUACAUCCUGACAGGUCUGGAUGAUAAUGAAUCGUAUGACCUGAGAGGACUCUUUGCAGAGGAGCAGUCCGUUGAGUUCAGUGAUGUGAUCAGUGCCAUGACCUGUGAACAGGGCUUUGCUGGGGUAACCAUGUGUGACACUGACUACUCGGAAGUUGGGGCAUACGAUGUGGUUUUGAAUACAGCUACCAGUACCUCAUUGACUAUAACAUGGGCUGUGAGUGUUUCGACAGAGUGGCAUAUGGUUCAGUACAGAAUUGAUUCAAACUCUGUAACCCCCGAAUGGUUCAACUCCACCGAGCUUAAUGCCAGCACCACAAGCUUUACCAUUGAGGACCUUGAACCCAGUGAAAUCUACAGAAUCCGGGUCUUGACCCGUAGGACAUUGGUGGCUGGUCGAAGGAAGCGAGCUGACAUUGCGGAGAAUGUAGGCAUCAGUGCUGAGGUUCUCUAUGUUACCUGUCAGAACGGACUUCAAGGACUCAACUGUGAAGAUCUAGUUGAUCCAUCCACUGAACAGCCGACUGAACCUCCCACUUUGCCCCGGCGUACAACAGUCACACCAUCAAGUAUUCCUUGGAGGGAUAUUCUGAUUGGUCUUUUAGUGGUCUUCGGAAUUCUCGUUAUCAUCGUAAUCUUCAUUAUCAUCCUUAUUUAUGGCAAGGUCAAAAGGAGACGGACCCAGAUGGCUAAAAUUCAAGAGGUCAACAAUGGCACCCAACGGGGCUACAGACAGUCGGAUGUCCUCUAUGUGACGGACAGUAACUCAUACACAUCAUCGGAGGUCGACGAUCACCACAAUGGUGUCGACUACGGUCAAGAUGUGGUUGCCGACCCAGGUCAUGUCCGCAUUAGCAUGGUUGGUGACCGUGACAACAUGCGUGAUGCGGGAACCAGUACAAGAUGGACGAAUAGUCCGGAAUAUAACAAUGGGAUGUAUAGAUAUAACGCAGCUUAUGACCCCUCGGAGGCUGAGAAUAUGUAAUGUCUAAUGAAAAUAUUACAAAUACCCCCCCCCCCCCCCGCUUUAGAAUAGCUUGCAAUAUUCGAAGCACUAGUAUUUGAAACAACUGAUCCAUUUAUGUAGUAUGUCAUUCUUAGGAUGUGAUAACUAAAAUUUCAAAAGACGCAAUGACAUGAAUUAUCUCACACAUGAGGCUGCUAUAUCAAUGCAAUUUAAUGAAUUUAAUUUAAUGAAUUUACAGAGGCUGAAAAGGUAUAUAAUGUGCAAGUUUAAGUUUGAUUAUUUUCACUCAUAGGUCAAGUAAAUAAAUGAAUCAGAUAAGAAGCAUUAAUUGAUUUUGUACUAAGUGAUUGAUUGUAAUGUUUUUUUACUUAUUUUAUGUAUGAAUUUAAUUAUAAACAUAUUAAAUGAACAAAUAGCAUUGGACUAUGUGCACCUAGAAUUAGGGAACAAUCUUCCUUUACAGCUGCAUGUAUUUGAAAGAAAAAGUAUAUAAUACAAGACAUAGGUAUCCAAAUUUAUAAUUUUUAUAUCUUCCUAAUAUUUAUAUUGAUGAUGUUGCAUUCUUCUGUAUUAAAUCUGUGUUGAUUUAAGAGCUGAUAAACCCAAAGUGUUUUAUCCAUAUGUUUUAUAUACACGUAUAAUUAUAUAAUGGAAUGACGUAUAAUUUCAUUCGAGUUAUAUUUUUUUCAUUGGUUCUCAACUUUGAUAGAAUACUGUACCGACUAAUUGUAUUCAGUUCAUCUAUCAACUAUAUGUCACCCAAAAUCUAAAAUAUAUCCUAGGACUACAUAAACUUUGAAUUUUGGAGACAUUGAUUACUUGGUAAGCAUAAGUGAUUGUGACUCCUGUUUUCAUUAAAAUGUCUAAUUUUGCAAAGUUUGAUUGUAAACCAGGGGCCGCGGAACGGUUUUCAAAGUGGGGGGCU
Messenger RNA from Lytechinus variegatus (green sea urchin), 44307 nucleotides. RefSeq lists its product as uncharacterized. NCBI's taxonomy places the organism in Eukaryota, Metazoa, Echinodermata, Echinoidea, Temnopleuroida, Toxopneustidae. The record is from RefSeq and is a predicted model, not a curated record. Gene Ontology annotation, molecular function: protein binding.